Molecule: messenger RNA, 1113 nt
Organism: Cinclus cinclus
Lineage: Eukaryota; Metazoa; Chordata; Aves; Passeriformes; Cinclidae
Gene: PTGER3
Product: prostaglandin E receptor 3
Exons: 3
Coding region: 1-1113 (370 amino acids)
Biological process (GO): positive regulation of cytosolic calcium ion concentration; inflammatory response; phospholipase C-activating G protein-coupled receptor signaling pathway
Cellular component (GO): plasma membrane
Molecular function (GO): prostaglandin E receptor activity
Source: RefSeq, a predicted model, not a curated record
AUGAGCCCCUGGCAGCAGCGCCCGCCCAACGGCAGCGCCGCCGGCGGGCCGGGCCCGCGGGGGAACGGCACGGGCCGGGCGGCCGAGCGCGGCAGCGCCGCGUCCGCGGCCAUCCCGCUGACCAUGAUGCUGACCGGCAUCGUGGGCAAUGCCCUGGCCAUGCUGCUCGUGUCCCGCAGCUACCGCGCCAAGGGCAGCCGCAGGAAGCGCUCGUUCCUGCUGUGCAUCGGCUCCCUGGCGCUCACCGACAUGCUGGGCCAGCUGCUCACCAGCCCCGUCGUCAUCUCCGUGUACCUGUCGGGCCGGCCCUGGGCGGCCAUGGACCCCUCGGGCCGCCUCUGCGACUUCUUCGGCUUCAGCAUGACGGUGUUCGGGCUGUGCCCGCUGCUGAUCGCCAGCGCCAUGGCCGCGGAGCGGGCCCUGGCCAUCCGCGCCCCGCACUGGUACGCGAGCCACAUGAGCCCGCGGGCCGCCGAGCGAGGCCUGCUCGCCAUCUGGGCCGCCGGCCUGGCCUUCGCGCUGCUGCCGCUGGCCGGGCUGGGCCGCUACGCGCUGCAGUGGCCCGGCACCUGGUGCUUCAUCAGCGCGGCCGGCGGCAGCGCCUUCGCCGCGGCCUUCGCCGCGCUGGGGCUGCUGUCCCUCGUGGUCACCGGCGCCUGUAACCUGGCGACCAUCGAGGCGCUGGUGGCUCGCUGCCGGGCCAAGGCCCGCGCGGCUCAGCCCGGAUCGCGCUGGGGCCGCAUCGCCACCGAGACUCUGCUGCAGCUGCUGGGCAUCAUGUGUGUGCUGUCCGCCUGCUGGUCACCGCUGCUGAUCACCAUGCUGAGGAGGGUGUCGGAGCAGGCGGCCGGGCCGUGCCGGGGCGAUGCCCGGCGCUGGGAGCCACACGAGGAGUGGCACAAGGAGUGGCACAAGGAGUGUGACCUGUCCCUGACCGCCGUGCGCCUGGCCUCCCUCAACCAGAUCCUGGACCCCUGGGUGUACCUGCUGCUGCGCAGGAUCCUGCUGCGCCGCUUCUGCCAGGCUGCCAGCGCCGUGUCCAAGUGCUCCAACGCCGAGGACAGGGACAGAGCCAUCACCCUGUCCCACCAGAUCCGCCGCACCACGGCCUGA